This is a messenger RNA of Aureobasidium pullulans EXF-150, 5937 nucleotides long. RefSeq names its product Sec63-domain-containing protein. The record is from RefSeq and is a predicted model, not a curated record. Gene Ontology annotation, molecular function: nucleic acid binding; ATP binding; ATP hydrolysis activity. NCBI's taxonomy places the organism in Eukaryota, Fungi, Ascomycota, Dothideomycetes, Dothideales, Saccotheciaceae. The transcript is spliced from 2 exons. The coding region runs from base 1 to 5937 and encodes 1978 amino acids.
AUGUCCUCCGCCCUGAAUAACGCAGAGACACAAUGGCUUGCUCAGCUCAGCGCCAUGCGAGCUGCCAUCGCCGAACUUAAGCUGCCUCAGACAGAUAACGAACCGGCUUAUGGGCAAGACGUCUGGACCGACGAAGAAGACUCAUCCGAACCUACGAGCGGUGACGAUGAUCUCUGGGACCUGGUCGACGAUGACGAAGAAGAAGACUACGCGUCACUAAGCGACUCGUCCUUUCCUGUGCAGGACAACUCGCCAGCCCCCACAUACGGCCCAUCUUGGUUGCGCGAAAGACUUGGUUACGUUUCAUCUGGUUUGAGCGUGGAAGAGCUGCAGGAUCAUGUUGGUGCUAUACUAGGCUCAGAUAGCAGUGAUGACGAGCUUCAGAUGCUUCUCGCUGACACGCUGGGCUUCGACGAACUGGACCUCGUCGCUGAUCUUAUCGCUCAUCGCAACGAGAUUGUUAAAGGCUCAGAAGUUCCAGCACAGAAUGAAUCCAAGGGAAGAAUUCUCUCCCGCCGUGAGAGAGAAGCCGCUCUACAACAGCAGGAUUUCGAGCACAAAACCGCGUCUCUGGCUGUUGCUCAGGAUCGCUCCGCUACCCAGUAUCCCCAUGUCUACCGAGCACACGAUGCCGGGAACAUGCUUUCCUCUCACGGCCGAAAGUACAUGCUGCCGCUUGGAAGCGAGCGCACCGAACACGAGAAGUACGAAGAAUAUUCCAUCCCUCCUGCCAAAGUCGGCACACUAGGCAUCGGCCAAUCGCUUGUUGACAUCAAAGAUAUGGACACACUUUGCCGGGGCACCUUCAAAGGGUAUAAAUCCCUGAACCGCAUGCAAAGUCUUGUCUAUCCGGUAGCAUACAGGACCAGCGAGAACAUGUUGAUCUGUGCGCCUACUGGUGCCGGAAAAACUGAUGCCGCCAUGCUGACUAUCCUCAACACCAUUGCUAAAAACGUGACACCGAGUCCUUCCGAAUACCCGGAUGCUAGUGACCUCGCUGUUGCCCUCAACGAUUUCAAGAUCGUGUAUGUCGCUCCUAUGAAGGCAUUGGCUGCUGAAAUCACCGAGAAACUGGGCAAAAGACUUGCUUGGCUUGGUGUUCAAUGUCGCGAGCUUACUGGCGACAUGCAUCUUACCAAGGCCGAGAUUGUUCAGACCCAAAUCAUCGUGACCACACCAGAGAAGUGGGAUGUCGUCACAAGAAAGAGCACUGGAGAUACAGAGCUUGUUCAGAAGGUUCGUCUCCUGAUUAUUGAUGAAGUCCACAUGCUUCAUGACGAGCGAGGUGCUGUGCUCGAGUCGCUUGUCGCUCGAACAGAGAGACAAGUCGAGAGCACGCAGUCUCUAAUCCGUAUCGUCGGUCUCUCUGCCACGCUUCCCAACUACGUCGAUGUUGCCGAUUUCCUCAAGGUCAACCGCAUGGCUGGACUUUUCUACUUCGACGGUUCCUUCAGACCUGUGCCCCUCGAACAACACUUCCUCGGUGUCAAGGGCAAAGCUGGCAGCAAGACUUCAAGAGAAAACCUGGAGAUUGUCGCCUUUGAGAAAGUACGUGACAUGCUGGAGAGAGGCCAUCAAGUCAUGGUCUUUGUCCAUUCUCGCAAAGAUACCUGGAAGACCGCCAAGACCAUGUAUGAGAUGGCUACCGACGAGGGAUGCACCGACCUUUUCGAUCCUUCCUUCCACGAGAACUACCAGCAAGCAUUACGUGACUUGAAGACUUCCAAGGGUCGUGAGCUUAGAGAACUUGUGCCCAAGGGCUUCGGUACUCAUCAUGCUGGUAUGCCUCGAUCUGACAGGAACAUGAUGGAACGCUUGUUCGCAGACGGCGUCCUCAAAGUGCUCUGUUGUACCGCAACUCUUGCCUGGGGUGUCAAUUUGCCAGCUGCCGCCGUUGUCAUCAAGGGUACCCAACUUUACAGUGCAGAGGCAGGUAAAUUCGUUGACCUUGGCAUUCUUGAUGUGCUCCAGAUUUUUGGACGUGCCGGACGUCCUCAGUUCCAGGACACUGGUAUUGGUUUUAUUUGCACCACUCAGGACAAGGUUCAACACUAUCUCACUGCAGUGACCCAACAACAGCCCAUUGAAUCCAACUUUUCAAAGAAGAUGGUUGACAAUCUCAACGCUGAAAUUUCCCUUGGAACAGUGACCUCGGUUUCAGAGGCUGUUCAAUGGCUUGGAUAUUCAUACCUCUUUGUCCGUAUGCAACGAAACCCUAUGGCUUAUGGUAUCGACUGGGCAGAGAUUCGAGACGAUCCUCAGCUCGUACAGAGGCGUCGGGAAUUGAUUAUCAAGGCCGCUAGAGUCUUGCAACAAAGCCAGAUGAUUAUCUUCAACGAGACGACCGAAGAGCUUCGCGCAAAGGACGUAGGCAGAAUUGCAAGUCAGUACUACGUCCUUCAGACAAGUGUCGAAAUCUUCAACACUAUGAUGCGACCUCAGGCUACGGAGGCAGACGUCCUAAAAAUGAUCAGUAUGAGUGGUGAGUUCGACAACAUCCAGUCCAAGGAGCCUGAAGAGAAAGAGCUGUUGCGACUCCAAGAUGAAGCUGCUCCUUGCGACAUUGAGGGUGGUAUUGGCUCGCAAUCUGGCAAGACAAAUGUCCUUCUUCAGUCUUACAUCUCUCGCGCACGUCUGGAAGACUUCACGUUGGUAUCAGACUCGUCCUAUGUUGCUCAGAACGCGGCUCGUAUCUGCAGAGCGUUGUUCAUGAUUGCCCUGAACAGACGUUGGGGUUACCAGUGCCUUGUUCUUCUGUCUAUGUGCAAAUCUAUUGAGAAGCGCGUGUGGGCAUACCAACACCCUUUUCAUCAAUUCGAUAUUCCACAGGCAGUCAUGCGUAACCUUGACGAGAAAGGUUCGACCACGUCGAUUGAGGCUUUGAGGGACAUGGAGCCAGCAGAAAUUGGACAGCUCGUUCACAACAACAAGAUGGGUUACACCAUUGCAAAGCUGCUCGAUAACUUCCCCACACUCACUGUGGAGGCUGAAAUCGCACCCUUGAAUCGAGAUGUAUUGCGUAUUCACCUCUACAUCACACCUGAUUUCAGGUGGAAUGAGAAGCAUCAUGGCAAGUCUGAAUCAUACUGGAUUUGGGUAGAGAACUCUGAAACUUCAGAGAUCUACCAUCACGAAUACUUCAUCCUCUCGAGAAGAAAGCUCUACGACGAGCACGAGUUGAGCUUCACCAUUCCGCUCACCGAUCCACUUCCCUCGCAGAUCUAUGUUCGUGCUGUAUCAGACCGAUGGCUUGGUGCUGAAACCGUUACGCCAGUUUCUUUCCAGCAUCUCAUUCGACCUGAUACCGAGAGCGUUUAUACUGACCUGCUCAACCUGCAGCCUCUGCCUAUUGCCGCACUCAAGAAUCCUCUGCUAGAGGAGAUAUACAGCCAACGAUUCCAGUUCUUCAAUCCUAUGCAGACACAACUAUUCCACUGCAUGUACCACACAUCAGCAAAUGUUCUGCUGGGAUCUCCCACUGGUAGUGGUAAGACAGUCGCAGCAGAGCUCUCUAUGUGGUGGGCGUUCCGCGAGAAGCCGGGAUCUAAGGUAGUUUACAUUGCCCCCAUGAAGGCUUUGGUCCGUGAAAGAGUUCAAGAUUGGGGUCGUCGCCUGACCAAGCAGAUGGGGUUGAAGCUUGUUGAGUUGACUGGUGACAACACUCCAGACACCCGAACAAUCCGCGAUGCUGAUAUUAUCAUUACGACUCCUGAGAAGUGGGAUGGUAUCAGUCGUAGUUGGCAGACAAGAGAUUACGUACGUCAAGUCAGUCUGGUGAUUAUUGAUGAGAUCCAUCUGCUUGGUGGAGACAGAGGUCCCAUUCUCGAGAUCAUUGUUUCUCGAAUGAAUUACAUUGCUUCUCAGAAGAAGGGCUCUGUUCGUAUCGUCGGAAUGUCGACCGCUUGCGCCAACGCCACUGAUCUAGGAAAUUGGCUCGGUGUCAAGGAAGGCUUAUUCAACUUCCGGCACUCAGUUCGUCCUGUUCCUCUGGAGAUUUACAUCGACGGCUUCCCUGAGCAAAAGGGCUUCUGUCCUCUCAUGCAGUCAAUGAACCGACCAACCUUCCUGGCAAUCAAAUCUCACUCUCCAGACAAGCCGGUCAUCGUUUUCGUUGCCUCUCGUCGUCAGACUAGACUGACCGCUCGCGAUCUCAUCAACUUUUGUGGUAUGGAAGAGAAUCCUCGUCGCUUCGUUCGUAUGUCAGAAGACGAUCUCGCUUUGAACCUCGACCGAGUGAAGGAUGAAGCCCUACGUGAAUCUCUCAGUUUCGGUAUUGGUCUGCAUCAUGCAGGUCUUGUUGAAUCGGACAGACAACUGGCGGAAGAGCUGUUCGCCAACAACAAAAUCCAGGUCCUCGUCGCCACCAGUACUCUGGCUUGGGGUGUCAACUUGCCUGCUCACUUGGUAGUUGUCAAGGGUACGCAGUUCUUCGAUGCAAAGACAGAGGCAUACAAGGACAUGGAUCUUACAGAUGUUCUGCAGAUGCUUGGUCGUGCCGGCAGACCUCAAUUCGACACUUCAGGAAUCGCUCGCAUCUUUACCCAGGAUGCGAAGAAAGCUUUUUACAAGCACUUCUUGCAUACCGGUUUCCCUGUCGAAUCGUCCCUACACAACGUCUUGGACAACCAUUUGGGCGCCGAAGUAUCCGCAGAGACAAUUGCUACCAAGCAAGAUGCUCUCGAUUACUUGACGUGGACUUUCUUCUUCAGAAGACUCCAUAAGAACCCUUCUUACUAUGGCUUGGAGAUCUCAGCAGAAGAGCAUAACACCAUGGCUGCUCAGGAACUUGCUAACGAGUACAUGGUUGAGAUGGUUGACAAGUCACUCUCAGAGCUUGCAGAUUCUGGUUGUGUCACCAUGCAUAGUAAUGGUGAUGUUGACCCAACCCCGCUGGGUAAGAUUAUGAGUUACUACUAUCUUGCUCACAAGACUAUUCGCCAUUUGAUCAAGCAUGCUAAGCCGAAUGCCACUUUUGCGGAAGCUCUUGCUUGGAUGUGCAGCGCAACCGAGUAUGACGAGCUUCCCGUUCGUCAUAAUGAAGAUCUGAUCAACGCCGAGCUCUCUGCGGCUUUGCCCUUGAAGGCCGAAGACGCCAUGUUGGGGCUGCCCAUGUGGGAUCCCCAUGUCAAGGCAUUCCUUCUCCUUCAGGCUCACUUUUCACGCAUCGAUCUCCCCAUCUCUGAUUACGUUGGUGAUCAAACUUCGGUUCUUGAUCAGGCUAUUCGUAUUUUGCAAGCCUCAAUUGAUGUUCUCACAGAGUUAGGCUUCAACUCGAGCUGUGGCAUGAUGAUCACCUUACUUCAAUGCGUAAAAUCUGCUCGUUGGCCCGAAGAUGGUCCUUUGGCCAUGCUACCAGGCGUUGAGCCACCAAGAGAGCGCCAACGUCUUUCGAACUCCAAGAACCCCAAGCCGAAGAAUCUAGUCGAAGCAACUACCACACCACGUAAGGAGAUGGAGACCAUUCUGCACAAGCAACUCUCGCUUGCACCAACUCAGCAGCCCCGUGCUUUCAAGGCCUUGUCUGCACUGCCCCAAUUACGCGUCAACAUCAACGAUGUUACGGCACUCGGUCUGAAUGUCUCGGUCGCUAGAUUGAACCCUGCUCUGAAUCGCGAGUUCCACAUGUACGCCCCGCGCUUCCCUAAGCCUCAGUCAGAGGGUUUCUUCCUGGUCGUUGCCGAUACCAAGACCGACGAGGUGCUUGCACUCAAGCGUAUUUCUUGGCACGUGCCUGGUCAAGGUAAACAGGCCUCACAGGCCAACCCUAAGCCAAUUGCGAGAAGCAAGAUCAGAUUGCCUCCUGCAGAUGGUGAAAGGAUGGUCUCGGUCAAGAUUGUCAGUGAUGGAUACAUCGGUAUGGAGUGGCAUAUUGAGGAUGUUGAAAUUCCUGCUCCUCCCAUGGUCAUCGAUGACGGUCUCAAAAAGAAGCAAGGUUGA